Molecule: messenger RNA, 489 nt
Organism: Recurvomyces mirabilis
Lineage: Eukaryota; Fungi; Ascomycota; Dothideomycetes; Mycosphaerellales; Teratosphaeriaceae
Gene: VMA11
Product: v-type proton ATPase 16 kDa proteolipid subunit 2
Exons: 4
Coding region: 1-489 (162 amino acids)
Biological process (GO): proton transmembrane transport
Cellular component (GO): membrane; proton-transporting V-type ATPase, V0 domain
Molecular function (GO): proton-transporting ATPase activity, rotational mechanism
Source: RefSeq, a predicted model, not a curated record
AUGUCCGAGAACGACUAUGCGCCCAAAUUCGCGCCUUUCCUAGGCAUGGCCGGCGUGGCAUUUGCCAUGAUAUUUGGAUGCAUAGGAGCAGCAUACGGCACCGCCAAAUCCGGCAUCGGCAUCGCAGGCGUAGGAACCUUCCGCGGCGACCUGAUCAUGAAGUCCCUCAUCCCCGUGGUAAUGUCCGGAAUCAUCGCCGUCUACUCCCUCGUCGUCUCCGUCCUCAUAGCCGGCAACAUGAAACCCCCGCCCGAGAAACACUACACCCUCUUCGAAGGCUGCAUGCACCUGGCCUGUGGCCUCUCGGUCGGCCUCACGGGAUUGGCGGCGGGUUAUGCGAUUGGGGUGGUGGGGGAUGCUGGUGUGCGGGCUUAUAUGCAGCAGAGUCGGAUUUUCGUGGGCAUGGUGUUGAUUUUGAUUUUUGGGGAGGUGCUUGGGUUGUAUGGAUUGAUCGUGGCACUGAUCCUAAAUACGAGAGCCUCUGGCUAA